This is a messenger RNA of Schistosoma haematobium, 6023 nucleotides long. RefSeq lists its product as uncharacterized. Gene Ontology annotation, biological process: inositol phosphate biosynthetic process. Gene Ontology annotation, molecular function: ATP binding; inositol-1,3,4,5,6-pentakisphosphate 2-kinase activity. The transcript has 11 exons. The coding region runs from base 150 to 1151 and encodes 333 amino acids. Lineage: Eukaryota; Metazoa; Platyhelminthes; Trematoda; Strigeidida; Schistosomatidae. The record is from RefSeq and is a predicted model, not a curated record. Gene Ontology annotation, cellular component: nucleus.
CUGAAGGCAAAUCGUUUGUGUCAAGGUCAAGCCGGGCGGUGUAUUUAAGUUUUCUACGUUUCAUGUGGUGAUGCUGCGCUGUCUGUUAGUUUCUGAAUGUUCUUCGAAACUGCAAGAGUCAUCGCAUUAAUAUACUGCUUGGCAUACGCAUGAGCGAUUCUCAUGCACCAAAUGAACCUUCAGAUGUUAAUAAGACAGAACUAUUUAAUUUGGAUAAUCUUAGUUAUCGAGAUGAAGGAAAUAAUACAAUCGUAGUAUCCAAUACAAAGACUAGUUUGAUAUUGCGCAUUCGGAAAACCAAUGUUGGACGAAAUGGAUACUGGUCUAAAGCUCACACCAAACGAUCUGAGAUAUUUGCGAAUCAGCGUAUACUUCUUCAGUUCGGUUCGCAAUUUCUUCGCAGCAUACAUCUCAUCAAAACAAGUCCCACGUUUCUUCGUGAACUAGAAAAAUCAAUCGAACCUUUUAGACCCGCCUACCGUAAAGUCAAAGGAGUGGACCUUUCUGAAAAUUUCGUUUUUGUCACAUCAGAUGCUACACAGAUGCCAUCACAUCUUGUAAAAUAUGCAUUCGGUCCAACUUUAAGCGUAGAAAUCAAGCCAAAGUUUGGUGCUAUCCCAAUAUGGCCUGCUACUGGAGUCGUCAAUCUAGUUAAAAACUCGGCUUCACUGUUCUGUUUAAGGCAAGAACAUUCUAGUAAACGAUCACGUUGGAAAGAUCUGUCAACAUAUUGUCCUUGUGACCUAUUUUCUGGUGAUCAUGACCGGCUGGUACAUGGUUUAAAUGCUCUUCUGACUACGCCCCAAAAUAAUUUUCGAGUUUACUUGGAUAGUCAUCCUAUUUAUUCUCACGACGUAGAUAAACUAGAUUAUGGCUUGAAUAAAUUUUUUCACUUGGAAAAUAAUUCAAUUUCUUCAAGUAAACAACAAAGUGAACUUCCUAAUGGUUUUGAUCAUGGGAAUGUUUGUAGUUGUUCCGAAGAAUGUCAAUUCGUCAAUGAUAGGGAUCGAUUGAUACGUGGUACUCUACUGAAAGCAUUAUUGCACAAGUUUGACUGUACAAAUGAUGAUACAAAGGCGCUCAUUCCAUUCAACUCAACUGAUCGCCAACCUUUUUCAAUGCAUUGUGCAUUACAUGCGGAUCGUAAGUAAACAAUUGAAUUAUUUGUAUUAAACAAAUAGGGUUCUGUGUCAGUUUUUCUUGUUGAAUAAUUUGAGGGAAAUACUGAGUACUGUUCAUCAUUUUACAAAACAAGCGAGUGAAAACUAGAAUAUACACUUUAUUGUUAAAAGGGCCAUUCGGCUCUAUGAUUUCACCUAGUUUAUGCUUAUUUUAAAAAUUAGCUCACCAAAACUCAAUAAUCAAAAUAUCUAACAUGAUCUUUAUUUCUGGAUUGAUUUAUGCUUCAGCUAUUUAACGUUGUUAGCAUGUUGCUCAAUUAGCAAUGUUUUCAUUGUCUUGUUACCUUUAAUUAAUUUUAAACUUCGCUCAUCAUACAAAAUUCCAGUUAUUCAUAUUAGGCCGUAUUGCAAUGUUCUGUUCGCUUGUUUGAUGUUUUUAUUUUCAUGUUGUAUUGUGUCACAGGCCAUUAGUUUUUCAUCAUACGACAUUCAUAUCCGCGAAAAGCUUUUCAAAAUUUACCAUUUUGGUGUCUUAUAUAUUGUGUAAUAUUGGCUUUUCUCUCUUUCAUGAACACAGAAAAAUUUCAUUCAACUUCAUGUGAUAGUUGUUAUAGCAUACAAAGAAAUUGUACACUACCAGAUGGUUGUGUUUUACAACGUAUACUUUCUGUUCAAUUAUUGAUCACGACAGAUAUUGCUUUUAUCUUUCCGCAUUAUAAACGUGUACGUACUUUUUUAACAUCACAUGGAUGGACAUGGUGAGUGACAAUUAAUUUUAAAUGGAAAAAUAUUAUUUUACUCACAGACGUCGACUUAUUCACGAUCAAUUAAUGAUAUUAUUUGGUGUAUGUUCAAGUUAAACCCCUCAAAUUAGGUGAUAUUUUGUGUAUCUAUGGUGUUUCUUUUUGGUAUUUUGUGUACAGAUUGUAAACAGCGUAUCAACGUUUUGGAUUAUAUGGACAGAAACGUUUAUUUAGAUGUCUAAGUUUUCGGUUUCUUGUAGUAUUACUAAAUUUUGCUUGUCAACUUACCCAAUCAAAUAUUUAUCUAAGAUUGUUUGUAAGGAAUUUAAUCUCUCAUGGUUAUAUAUAUAACAGUUAAGAAAAUCACGAUACCGCUCCACUUUGUUUUUUAUUAUUUUAUAUUGUGUCUCGUUGUAGUGUUUUAACAUGGUAGGUUGGUGGUCGUAUACUAAAAAUUCUUUGUUUAGAAUUUUCUGUAUCUACAUACAUAUCCACAUGUAUAAACAUAUUUCCAUUAAGUUCAUAAGGUUUUCAGAAAAAUCAAUGGUUGAUUAUUUUCAUCCCAUAUCAACUUUUGAUAUCCAUAAAAUAGAGUGUAGAAUGAAGAAUUCACUAACAGUAAUGCCAUUUGUCAAUAUUCUCCCCUUUCUAUGCUGUUGUAAGUUUUCAAUGGAUUGCACAACAUUUAUUUCCACUUUUGUAAUCUUGCCUGUUUUAUAACAAUAUUGUCUCGUCUGUCUAUGCGUGAGACCUGAUAGGUAUACCUACAGCUACUAUCACGUGCUACUUAAAAUUAAUGAUUUACAAAUUACAUUAUAAGUUGUUCAUUUAAGGAUUGUUAAAAAGGUAUAAUCAUAGUGUCACAUUACUAUCUCUGUACAUCUUUCUAGUUUGCUUGUUAUGAAAGCUUCUUAAGUGUUUUUGUUUUCAAGCUAGAUCUUAACUGUAGGAACUAUUUAAUUCUUGAGAUUUUGUCACUAUUCAUUCUAUCAGCAGUAUACGGUUUUAUUCUCUUCCUGUAUGUCAUUUGAUUUCUUUUCAUCAUAUGUUUUGUUAUUGACCAUUAAAUCCCAGACAUUAUCCUCUACGUCACUUCAAGUGCAUAUCUAACUAUAAAUGGAAUGUCAAUCGUGGCGAACUUUAUCCGCGAAUAUCUUGUGAAAGAUAAAUACACAAUUAUUCUGCUACCUAGACGUGUCUUUUUAUCCGAACAUAAAUCGACUUUAGUUAAAUAGAAUAAAAAUCAAAUAAGAACUAGUAGUAGGCUCAAUUCUUUCUGUGACUUUAACAGAUUUAAUGUUAGUCAACGCAUUUGCUUUCUGUCUUAACUCAACAGUAAACAAUUGAUCGAACUAUAUUUUAACUCUUAUUUGUAACAUCUGUCUGCUACAAACUAUGAGCCUUGCUUCAUAAUGCAGAUGUAAUCAAAUGUCUAUUUUAAUCUCUGACAUACUUUGAUUGGUUCUAUGUGAAAACAUUUUAGAUUUUAGACAUGAUUCUCGACAUCAUUAACGCUUUCGAAUAGUGGAUAGCGUUCACCUCGUAAUUUAUAUACGUCAGAACGUAUGUGUAGUAAACAUACUUUAUCCACUUUAAUCCUAUACAGACUUUUGUUAUGUGCUUUUGUCCCUUCUCAAAGUGGGACAUCUGUUUGUCUUCGUUUGUUAUAUAUUGUUUGCAACUUCGAACACAAUAUUGUUUCUCUUAUUAAAAUAUUGUUUUCUUUGGUCAAAAUAACGCUUUUCAGGGAGAUGUGGCUUAAACUAGCACAGAAAGGUGAAGUGUCAAAAUAUUUGGACACACAAGAAAUCGCUGAAAGUUUUGACAUAGUAAGCUUAUUUUCUUUUUGUUCUCUCUAAAUUAUGGUAAUUGGAACUUCUGUUAUAUAAUCGAAGGUCUUUUCUAAAAAAUGGUGGCUUUUCGUCUGUCAUACGAUACACUUCUCUCACCACUAUGUCGCGAUUGUAUGGAAUCACAAGGGAACCCCCCAUUUAAUUUUACAUGAGCUUAUAGGUAGAAAUAAUUUCUCUCAAACCUUCGAACACUCUUCACAUUGCCUGUUGAAAUUUCUACAAUUGCAACCUAUUCAUUUCAAGUACCAAUGCUCUUCCUUACACAAGCCCUUCGUGGAUUGGGAUUCGAUGAGUAAACGAGGUUUAUAAUUGCUGAAAUGAGUGAGUAAAAUGUGGAGAUAUAAGUAAUCGUGAGACUUAAUUAUUGACACAAGCCCUCGAAUGAACCGAUUUCAAAUAAAAAAACCACCACCCAAAAGAUUAACUUUUUAAUCUAAUAAGGUAACAUGCUUAUCUACAAAUUAUUGUCAGAAAAAUAUGCAUGAAUCGAUGACGAAAGUGAUUAGAGUUAAUCAGUUUUGUACGUUACCCUCCAGUGAUUUAAGGCCUGACUGUCAGGGUUAGUUCUAGUUCAUCAUAUUAUCGCCUACUUCAUUUUGGAAUUCAACCUAAAUGGUCAGCUCGCUAAUGUAUUGCGAUAGACUUUUCAAAUACAUUUUAUCGUGAUUUUAUAUGCAGUGAAACAAUUUAAUUACCAUAAGAACCAUCUUUUAUUUAUUAUUCCUGUGAUUUUUGUAGGUUGAAAAAUAUUUGAUCGCCUUGAUUGCUCGGGAUUGCUCAGUUAUGAUAACUGUGCAACGUGCAAAACCUGAGUAAGGAUUUCGCUUAUUUUUCAUAUCACUUUAAACAUAGAAGGUCUGUGUAUCUAAUUCGUACAUCAUUUUAUCUAUUUCCUUAAAUACGUCCCCUAUAAGUACCAAAUACUGGUACAUCUGUUUCAUUUCCAUACAAAAUCUUACGAAGUUAUUGAGGCCACUUUUAUUUAUACUAAAAAGUGAAUGAUACUUUCCUAUAACAAUAUAAACCCUAAUACAAAGUCAGUACUCCUGUUCGUCACUAGUGUGCGAAAAAAGUCAGUGGAUUAAUCUUUGUUAUUGUGUUCUAAGUGAAUUCAACAAGCAUCUAGUCUAACCGUAAAUGUACUAUUUUGUGUUCAUUAAGAGUUAUCUAAUCUGUAAGCUAACGUCCCACCAAACAUGGAGUACUGAAAGAUUGUGAUAGUAAUACUGAUAUUUUUAUGUUUUGAAGUAUUUUACACUUAGGUCUAUUACAAUUUCAUUUUAUUGUUAUCUCCCCUCUUUUCAAAGCUGUCCACUACCAUCAUCUGUUAUUUCGGGCACAUGUUGUAUUCCCAGAAUGUUAAUUAGUUGUGCCAUUAUAGAUCUAGAUCCGAAACCCUUGGAUAAACUACGUGAUCGACUAGAUUUGGAGACAGCAGUUGCAAUGGAAGCGAUCAAUCGACAGUUUAAAUUGCUUUUACCGAAAAGUCUUUCAUAAUAUAUAUGCUCAGAUUCUUGUAUUUUCUGUAUUGGUUUUCAGCAUUUGUUUUGCCUUGACUUUUAAAUACUCCCUUUUUGGACACAUAUAAACCUACCCCUUAGUUUGGAUAUCCAUAUUGUGAUUAAAAUUUUCUCUUCUCAUAUAAAAAAGUACUUAUGUUCUGUGUUGGAUGAUCUUUAGUGAUAAAAGAACGUAUGGGGAGUAAUUCAAAUACCUCUUUUUUGUAGGUUUGUACUCGCGUGCCUAUUUUGUAUGCAUGAUAUAAAUCAUAACAAAUGUAAUUUAUUAGAACUGUUAUGUCUCUUUUGAAAUCAACUGGAUAUUUCAGUUGAUCCGAGUACUACAGUGUGCUUCCAAAUUAUAAUGUAAGAUUUUUCGUUAUUAUUAUUGGUUUGUUUGUGCUCUCGUUUUAAUGUCUAGAUACGACGGCAAAGUUUCAAAGUUAUUUUCUUGGUCCCCGACCUAACACUCACAGACUUUUUGUUCUUGCUACAUUUUUCCCCUUCACAAAACCAACUAGCUCUGUAGAAUUUCGCAACAUUUUGUUAUCUGUACAGUGUAAAAUAAAGAAGUAUUGUCAUCUUGUCAAUAAACUUCACAAGUCAACUAAAAUGUCGUUUUCCUUGGCCACAUAAAUAAGCAUAGAUGUGAAUUAACAUAAGAGAUGUUUCGCUGGCACAACAUAUAAGGGACUUAUUUCCGUACGAAUAAAGAGUCAUACUGUCUAUUGAGAUGUCGGAUAGCGUUAUAAAUGUAAAUACGACCCUAAAAGUUUAUCAAAAACACCACUGGUUUAUAAAAAAGCG